Molecule: messenger RNA, 1922 nt
Organism: Eurytemora carolleeae
Lineage: Eukaryota; Metazoa; Arthropoda; Copepoda; Calanoida; Temoridae
Gene: DNApol-alpha73
Product: DNA polymerase alpha subunit B-like
Exons: 6
Coding region: 117-1838 (573 amino acids)
Biological process (GO): DNA replication; DNA replication initiation
Cellular component (GO): alpha DNA polymerase:primase complex
Molecular function (GO): DNA binding
Source: RefSeq, a predicted model, not a curated record
GUUUCAACUCUAACCUCCGCUAUGAGCGGAGAUCUAUCUGGAGCCGAGGGAUUUACAACGGAGGAGGAUCAGGAGAUCAUCCAGAGGAUCGAGAAGCAGCUCAAGAAGAGAAAAUUAUGUCUGGCGUGAGCGUUGAGGAUAUUCAGGAGGAGUUUGCUGAUUUGGAUCUGGAUAUCACGGAUGGAGAUGUUCUUCUCAAAAUUAAGGAGUUGUGUGAUUUCUACAAUAUCGACGCAAACAAGAUUUCCUGUGAAUAUUUCUCCUACAAUACUAAAUCCAAACUUCACACUGGGAAACCCCCAACCCUGGACUCUCUGGUGUCAUUUGAAUCUGAGAAAUUGAAACAUUUGCGAGGACCACGCCGCCCUCUGGAUCCUAUUGAGGGGGUGGAGAACUUACCUGAUUGCCCGGAGUUGGGAACGCCCACUAGGCUCACUGCGGCGGGUGCAGGCAAGAGAAAUAUUACUCCAGAUGGUCAAAUCAAUAAAAGGUUUGUGAAUGCUAUCGGGAGUCCGAGUCUAACUCCCCAAUCCUCUCCCAGCUUGAACAGUUCUCAAGUUACCCUCAAGUACUCAGACAGAUCAAACAAGGGAGAAACCGUCCUAGCUCACAGCAAAGACGCACCCGGAGAUUGGACCCCGUCCAACGACCCUGCUGAGAUAUCUUUAAAAGCCCUAACCCUAACCUCUCCGUAUAGGUUUAUGUAUGAACGGCUGAGGGAACGAGCUGCUGUCUUGGAUGAGACUAUCUGUAGGUUGGGAGAUAUUAUCACGGAGAAGUAUGAUCUAGGAGAACCUAUGGACACAAGGUUAACACAGGUUGAACCUCAGGUUGCCCUAGGACGAAUCUGUUGUGACUCCGAGGGGCAUUUGAACAGUAACUCCGUUGUGCUGCAAGGCUCCAUGGACGCAACGGGAGGACAUUCUAUACAUUUGGAUCUUUCCAAACUUGAUUCUUAUUCUCUCUUCCCUGGACAGAUUGUCGGUGUAGAGUGUACCAAUCCUAACGGGAGUAAACUCCUCGUGAGUAAACUUUACUCAGAGCUCCCAACUCCUUCUCCUGUGCCUGUAGAGAAAGAUCAGUGUACGGAGAUAUACACAGCCUGCGGACCCUACACCUUGAACGACUCGGAUAACUACCAACCUCUCCUUGAUCUCCUGGAUAUAGUUCAGGAAACCCGUCCUCAUCUUCUUAUCCUAGUCGGACCCUUUGUAGACUCUAGGAACAAGGUUAUAGACGCUCACACUGAUUCCUACCAUCAAAUCUUUGAGACAAUGUUGAAGCAGAUCUACUCAGCCCUGGAGGAAACAAGGACGGAGGUUCUCCUGGUUCCGUCGCAGAGAGAUCUUCAUGAAAACUUUGUUUAUCCUCAACCUCCAUACAGUCUUGGAGAACCUAGCCCUUGGGGGAGCAAAAUAAGAUCUGUGUCUGAUCCUGGAGUAUUUAGUGUAAAUGGAGUAAAUAUUGGUGUCACAUCUUCAGAUAUUCUUUUUCAUCUUGGACGUGAGGAGAUCAGUUUUCCUCCUAGAGCCGGAGACAGGCUGUCAAGAUUAGUAUCACACCUUCUGUCACAGCGGAGUUAUUAUCCUCUCUACCCUCCGAGCCUGGAGCAAAACAUAGAUUUCGAGCACCAGGAGAAACAUGGACUCCUCCAGGAGCCUCCACACCUUCUCCUCCUUCCCUCUGACCUGGUUUACUUCAUCCGAGAUGUGGAGGGAUGUACAGUGUUAAAUCCAGGACGGAUAACUAAAGGUUCAGCUCCUGGAACAUAUUCUAAACUCCUUGUCCAGGUUCAACAAGGGAAAUUAUCCUUUACAGCUGAGAUUGUAAGAAUAUAGAAGCAAUAUGUAAUAUAAAGAUUUAAGAUUAUAUAGUAGUGAUCUUGACUAUAUGAUUUAUGUAUAAAAUAUAUUAUGAUUAUA